AUGGACUGCAUUCAUCGCGGCUCCUCUGUGCGUCACGCGGCUAUUGAAGGUGAAUGAGUGACUGCUGAGAAUCAUCUGGCCACCUGUGGGUCAUGUGCUCGCGAUGCAGCGGACGCCGCCGAUUUAUUGAUAUUCUUAAAACGUCGUACACUAGCGAAUAAAAGAGCUGAAGGCAAACUUGCGCUCGCGCUCUGACAGACGCCACACGCUCGCGCCUGGUGUGUUACAUGCACAAUGAACGUGUUUAUAGGAAAGACUGAGGAUUUAACAGUUUGAGUGAUAUUUCUGUAUCGUCAUUGCGAGAGAGCAUCUUCUUUGGGCUUCGGUGAUGCGGGUCUGGAUCGCAAAAAAAUUGUGGUGCAUUUCGGAGCUCUUGCAUUUGACAAUGACAUCAAGGCUGUAAGGAUGCUGCCUUCAGUUGUUUUCAUCAUAACAAUGUUUUUGGACAUUCUAGUGAGAGUUUGAGAGUUUCAAUCUAAUGCAUUGUAUUUAUAGCCGUAUAAUUGCUGGAGAGAUGUCAAGUUCCCGUUACCUUUCCCUGGAAAUUGGUGUCACUCGUCUGGAUUGACUCGUUUGAGGAAGAUAUGAUUUCUCUCACUUUUGGGAGACUUGUUUUGUCUCUGUUUGGAUGCCACAUCUGCUUAGCUGGGGCAAACCGCCCGGCUGCUCCUGUAAAUGUAUCUGUUACUCACCUGCGGGCCGAUUCAGCUACUGUGUCCUGGAAUAUUCUGGAGGGAGAGACCGUAAUUGGCUUUGCCAUCUCACAGCAGCGUCAGGACGGGCUGAUGCAGCGUUUCAUUCGUGAGGUGAACACAACCAGCCGAGCUUGUGUACUUUGGGAUCUCGAUGAAGACACAGAUUAUAUCAUCCAAGUCCAGUCCGUUGGACUGCAUGGAGAGAGUCUGGCCAGCAAAAAGAUUCACUUCAGAACGCUUAAGAAAUCCGAACAUUUUCAAUCCGCCAUGAUGGAUCAAGAAGACCCAGCGGUUGAGGGAUUAGACAUAUCCAGACAUCUACUAUCUGGAGAGAUACUGAUCAUUAUGAUGGUGCUGCUAAUGUGGGCAGCUGUGAUUGCGCUCUUCUGUAAGCAAUACGAUAUCAUCAAAGACAAUGACUCCAACAACCACAGUAAAGAGAAAACAAAACCUCUGUCUGAGCAGAGUACACCAGAAUACCAUAACGGAGGCCUGCUGGGCAGCAAGGUAAAACCUUCACAUUUGACCAACACUUUAACUAUGUUCGGAAAACUGAAUUCUGUGCAGUAUAUUCUGGAUACCAUUUUAUUUAUUUAUUUGACUAAAUAUAGCAUGUGAAACAGAGACAUUUAACAACAAUACAAUUUUAAAACAGUAGUAUGCUGCAUGCAUGCAUGUUUAAUUCUGCAUGCUGCCUCCAGUUAUCAUAUUGGAAGUAAAAAUGGUUAUUUUGUAUUUUAAUCCAAUUUUGUGUUAACUCUUGGCAGUCCAGUGGAAUAAUGAGUUGAGAAACAGAUUGCAGAAAAGCACAUUGCAAUGUAGGAUACAAGAGUCCAUGCAAUAUGCUCUGUUGUAUACACUAAUAUAUUUACGAUUGAAAACGCAUUGAUUUAGCUCUGUUAGAGCCUGUCAGCCACACUGGAACGGCAUUUUUAUUCCAAUGAAAAUAGAGACUUUCAAAAAUGCCCUAUAGUACUCCGGGGUGGACUGGGAAGAGAAAUCGGACCAGGAUUUUACAUAGAAACUGGCCCAAAAUUGGGGGUGUCGCUCAUUUUAGCUUAGUGCCGGUUCUUCCGAUGGCCAGUCCGCCCCUGAUCGGACCCAAAGUGUGUCAGCCCACCAGGAAAAUGCCCGGUAUGCCAGAUUACCAAUCCAGCCCUGGCUGAUCGUCAUAGUUGCGCAGCCUCUACUACAGUGACAUCAUCGUAAACACGACACAAACUGACCAAAACAAUAACACGACCGCUAGCUGUUAGCUACUAGCUCAUUGUGCUGCAUAAAGCAGUUGCAUCAUGGUGAUUUUACACAAGUGUAACAGUUAAAUUGGCCUGGAUGUUUAAGAAGCUUUCCAGUAGCUGGUCAACUAAAUAAAGUGAAGCUUUCAUGCAGAGUAAACGUACCAUCCUCCAGCCGUGGCCAAGUCCAGGGCACUCUCCCUCCCAUUGCUCACCGGUGUAGAUAGCGUCCAUUUGGUCGAAACACUUCCACUUUCCCAUGAUGGUUCUGUAGACACUUGUGUUUUUUACUUUUCCCUACACUGUUGGUAGGUCCGGUGGUAGCCGUGUGCGGGCAACAACUGAAAUACUUUUUCAUUUCGUUCGUCGCUAACGAGAGGAACGUCUGCAACUCGUUUAUUGACCACGGGGUGGUUUUGCGCAUGAUACUGCUAUGGCUGUAGCUAUCUUUAAAACUAGCGGGUUGAUGUCACGGGUCGGAAAUCCAGCGACGCUGGUAGUGACGAUUCUCUCGGACAAUCAGUGAUCUCUAGGAUUUUUAUGUCAAAUUUAGUAUCAGCUCGGCUCGCUUGGAACCUCGACCGAGGUGGUACUAUCAGGUACAAGGUACUAUCCACAGUGGAAAACCCCCAAAAAGUGAGCAGAGUUGAGUCGAGUUGAGUCAAGUUGUACCGUGCAGUGGAAAAGCCCAUAUACUGAAGAUUUUCUACAUAUUGUCCUUACUGUGUUACAGAAAUAAAGCAUUUUAAUGCAACCUCAUCUCACUGAUUGAAUGUUACUAUAACUACAUUUUUGACUUUGACAAACCGACGUUUACGUGCCGCGUUCUACGUUUCGUUGCAGUUUCCUGGUGAAAUGACCACUAGAGGCACUACAACAGCUGUGUGUUUUAUUCGCUUUCACUCAGAUGGUGGCUGAUUAUGACUUUAUCACUUAUUUUUAGCACUGUUACACACUGCUAUGUUAUGAUAUCGCCAGUGCAUCGUUUGAAAAACGUUACAUUUUAAUGCUUGUAUUACAGACUCGUGUACAUUUACACACUUAAUCCAAUGUGAUUAGCCUCCGCGGUAGCUCACCUGAUUGAGUGUUGGUCUUGCUGACACGUGAGACGAGAAGUGAAACAAAAUGACAUGGUCAGAAAAUGUACUUUGGUUUUAGGACACUGUAAGUUACGUUUAAGUGUUGGUUUAGGAUAAGGAUGUCUGUUUAUUCUGUUAACCCCUUGUAAAGCAGUUCAAUGGAAAGGAGGAGGCGAGAACCGGCCUGGCGAUAUAAACAAUACUUUAAUGAUUAACUUAAACAUAAGACAAACACACACACACACACACAUGACGGACAUGUCUGUAAACGAUCUCUCUCUCUCGUCGCACCACCAUCCGCAAUCAGCCUUUAUCCCUCUCGGAGGCUUAAUUAGCCUGAUAAGGGACCAGGUGUGUUUAAUCAUGACUCGGCCCCGCCCUCCGCCCUGUCACACCCCUGAUUUGCUUUUAGGACACUAGUGGUUAGGGAUAGGUUAGGGAGGUACAUUUGACUCAUUACAACCAUAAUCUCAUAUUCACCCUAAAAAUCUGGGCUGAUUACGACACCAUUCCACUCGCUUUUGGCGCCCCCUGCUGGACAUUUCACUGGGAAACUGUAGCGAAACAUGGAAUGAAGCGCGCAUGUUUGUUUUGCAAAAAUUGUUUUUCUAACCUGUAAACUUUCU
Molecule: messenger RNA, 3635 nt
Organism: Xyrauchen texanus (razorback sucker)
Lineage: Eukaryota; Metazoa; Chordata; Actinopteri; Cypriniformes; Catostomidae
Product: fibronectin type III domain-containing protein 4-like
Exons: 5
Coding region: 585-1313 (242 amino acids)
Molecular function (GO): protein binding
Source: RefSeq, a predicted model, not a curated record